CAGAUUGAUAUUUUACUCUGGCUACUUCAGGUCAACAAUGUAGUCGAUGUACCUUUGGUGAAGUCUGUCAAACUUAUCAAAGAUGCUAUUCAACGAUUAUGCAGUAUCCAUUCAAUCCCUUAUGAAGGUGCUCUUGGGUAUAGGUACUAUGUUAACUCGCUGCCUGACAUUAUUUGGCAGGAAAUGAUGAAUCCUCACGUUUGGCCACUGUUACACUUCUACCCUGAAGAUACUGGUGUGGAACUGAACAAAGCUCGACAAGCUACAUGUUGGCUUGAGGAACUUGACCCAGAGCUGCUUUGUCAAAUACCUUUGGCGCGACAUUGUCUCUGUGAGAAUCGGAAAAGACAAAUUGAAGCGUGA
Suillus fuscotomentosus is the source of this 363-nucleotide messenger RNA. RefSeq lists its product as uncharacterized. The transcript is spliced from 2 exons. NCBI's taxonomy places the organism in Eukaryota, Fungi, Basidiomycota, Agaricomycetes, Boletales, Suillaceae. The annotation marks the transcript as partial. The record is from RefSeq and is a predicted model, not a curated record.